Molecule: messenger RNA, 1638 nt
Organism: Clonostachys byssicola
Lineage: Eukaryota; Fungi; Ascomycota; Sordariomycetes; Hypocreales; Bionectriaceae
Source: the annotation of a GenBank genome assembly
AUGAGGCGAAGUCCGUGGAUUUGCGUGUUGGCAUUCCUGUUGGGAAGCGGCCUUGCUCGAGAAAAUGCCCCUACGGCUGAUAAUUUCCUUCGACGAGUGAACCCAAGAGCUACCGUGUUUGGUAAUUAUCUAUACGUGGAUGGAGUGAAUGCGACGCUCGCACUCGAUCUUUCGAAAAGCUGGACGCCAAAAGAUGCCGAGUUCAUCGAGACAGAGAAGCCCGAUUCCGUUUCGCCGCUGUGGAAGAACGCAUUCUUCCACGACGAUGCUAAGAAGACAUUUUAUAUUUGGGGAGGCCGUAUUUUCCGCACACCUUGGGGAGUGCCGCCACCCGUAAAAGUGUGGAAAUUCGUCGCCGAUGAUAAGGGGGGCGGCGCUUGGAGUACCGAAGACGACAAUCACUCCUUUGACGACUUGGUUCGAUCCGAAGACGGGGCCUAUGUCAGUACCGAGGAUGCCGGGUUUUGGAUAGGAGGAAGUGCCUUCCCGGAGACUCACACGGAUGCCGACUCGGACAUUCCUGGUGUUGUCUCCUACAACUUUACGACCAAGGAGUGGAAAAACCAUACCGAGGCUCCAUUCUCAGACGACGGGACGGUCAACGCGGCGACUGCUACAUACAUACCCAGCUUUGGGCCGAACGGACUGAUCAUGUUGCUUGGAGGACUGGAGCACACGAUACCCAAAGCCACGAACCAUCUGUCAUUCGACACCGUACACUUUUUUGACCCAGUCACCAUGAAAUGGUAUAAACAGCCAACAACCGGUACCAAGCCACAGAAGAGAAAUCACCACUGCUCCGUUGGCGUACCAGGCAAUGGCACCUACGAGAUAUUCAUUUAUGGGGGUUGGAAUCAAGACUAUGAGAAGAUUCUAGACGACAUGUACGUCCUAACGAUUCCAGGCUUCAACUGGGCCAAGGUGGACUUCGACAAAGACCCGAGAACAGAAUUCGACUGCGUGGUGGCAGGAAACCGCCAAAUGAUAACCGUUGGAGGUGCUGGAGUGUUCGGCGGAUGGACUGUCAAAGACUCUUAUCCGAAGGGACUCGGCAUCUUUGAUUUGACAGAGCUGAAGUGGAAGGACGAGUUCACUCCUGAUGCUCCAGCCUACAAAACACCCGAUCUUGUCCAGAAGUGGUAUGACCAAGGAGGCUUGGACCGUGUAGAAUGGUCAAACGAUGUCAAGGCGCUUUUCACCAAAAAAGACUCAUCAAGCACCACUUCCAGCGCCAGCCCCGGCGCAACCUCGACAUCCAGCAGCACCACCGACCAGACCAACCAAGAUCUCGACAAGGUGUCUUCCGACUCCAAAUCAAGUAACACUGGUGCGAUCGCUGGCGGAGUUGUUGGAGGACUGGCUGCGCUGGCACUCAUAGGAGUACUGAUCUUCUUUGUACUCCGACGGCGCAAUGGGAACGGAGGAGAGGGUGAGAUGGUCGAGCAGCAGCCCUCUGAAAUUGAUGGACGAUCUGUGGCAGCCAGCGGGUGGAGCCCGGGGAUGAUGCCACCGCCGCCUCGAUUCCCAACAGCAUCAUCUGGGACACCGGAUUCGUCUAGGUCUCGGUCGACCCCGGGCCAUGGACACCUACCGAGUGAACUUAGCUCGGAGGGUGAGCGUAGAGCUGAGCUGGCUUGA